Biomphalaria glabrata is the source of this 3163-nucleotide messenger RNA. RefSeq lists its product as uncharacterized. The coding region runs from base 234 to 2975 and encodes 913 amino acids. The record is from RefSeq and is a predicted model, not a curated record. NCBI's taxonomy places the organism in Eukaryota, Metazoa, Mollusca, Gastropoda, Planorbidae. The transcript is spliced from 5 exons.
GAAAGACGUCAUUCCGCUUCCUUCAGUCUCAAAAUGUAAACUUUAAUGUAGUCCUGUUCAAUUGAAAACAAGAAGGAUUCAUAGAGAUGUAGAUAGCCAUAGUUCUCUGUGUGUUCAUAGUCAACAAGAAAUGGGUUAGUCUAAGCCUCACUGUUCAGAAAUAGUCUAGAUCUUCUAGUUUCUAGCUAUAAAUGAACAGACAUUCUAACAUAGACCUACAAUAAUGCUGAACCAUGGAGUUCGUUGAAAGCCCAAGUUUAGAGUAUAUGAUCUCGUGUGUGUAUAGACCUUAUAUAGAGGAACAUGUGAAUGUAGUGCAGCUAGCUGAGAUGAUGCCAUGUAUGGAGGACGCCUUAAGCUAUUUGAAAAGUGUGCGCUCGCUUUCAGAAUCUGUUGACAUCUUUUUAAACCAUCUACACACGUCGAGAAGCUCAGAAAAGUAUAAGGAAUUUGCGAAGGCUCUAAUGAAUGCAGAAUACACUGUUCUGUUUUGUGCUCUUUGUUGCGGUCCAGUUUAUUUUGAUAAUGAGCAUCAUAAAAAGAUGAUGUCUUUAUUUGUCAAGGGUGUUAGUCAAUCCUUUAGCCCAACUGAAGUUGCCCAUCUACUUUCUAAUCAUGGAAUUCUGUCAGCCACACACGCUAUGGGCGUGAACAUUCUGGAAACUGAAGGCAAUCACGCAGAUGCUGUUUUUCUGCUUUUCGACUCUUUGGCCCGACAAAAUGAGAAUUGGUAUCAGCAUCUCUUGGAUGCACUCGCCUCCUUGAAUUACUCCAAACUUGUUUUAGAGCUGGAAUCAAAGUACUACGAGCAGAGUGGCCAUGUUUCAAAUGCUCCUAUCAAUUAUCUAAGCCGAAGAACCCACAGCGUAAACCAAAAUGAAUUUGCUGUAGACCACUCUUUGUAUUUACCAGACUCGUUAGACAAUGCGUUGACUCCUUUUGGUGCAACAAUUGAUGUAAACAAAAGAGUUCAGUCUGAAGAAACAAUACUUAUGAAUGAGUUUGUACCGACAACACAGACAGAACUCAAUAGCUCUAUGAAGCUAGCUUCUAAGCAAGUUACUUGGUCGAAUGCAUAUCCUCAACACCUCUCAGGUAUUGGAUCUCAAGAAUAUGAACAAAGGAAAACGUCUAUUAAAAAUCGAAAGCCAUCAACAUACUACAUUGACAAUAUAUUGGUCUCUUCAAGUCGUAUUAUGAAUCCAGAAGAUCUAAAUGGUGCAACAAUUGAUGUAAACACAAGUGUUAAAUCUGAAGAAACAACACUUAUGAAUGAGCUUUUAGAAGCAAGAAAGACAAAACUGACUAGCCCUACGCAAGCUACCUCUUUAAAUUGCUUCGCUGAUACAUACCAAUACCUCUCAGAGGUUGAAGCCCAACAAGCUGAACUCAAUAGCUCUAUAAGACUAGCACCUAAGCAAGUUAUUUGGUCGAAUUUCUUAGCCGAUAAACCACAAGACCUCACAGUUAUUGGAUCUCAGGAACAUGAAGAAAGAAAAUCGUCUAUUAAAACUCGAAAGCCAUCAACAUACUACGUUGGUAAUACAUUAAAACAAGACGGUUCCCUGGUCUCUUUAUCAAAUCAGAUUGUCAAACCAGAAGAUCUAAAGGAUUCUAUUUUAACGGAUCAAAAUGCGAUUAUUCAGCAUAGUUAUUCUAUGCCAGAAGAAAUGUCAUUUAGUCAAAAAGAUUCUAUUUCUCCUGAAGAAUUGAUGAAGUUCUUGUUUGUCAAGGGUGUUAGUCAAUCCUUUAGCCCAAGUGAAGUGGCCGAUCUACUUUCUAAUCAUGGAAUUCUGUCAGCUACUUACGUCAGUGGUGUGAAACUUCUGGAAACUGAAGGCAAUCAUGAAGAUGCUGUUUUACUGCUUUUCAACUCUUUGGCCCAGCAAAAUGAGAAUUGGUAUCAGCAUCUCUUGGAUGCACUCGCCUCCUUGAAUUAUUCCAAACUUGUCUCAGAGCUGGAUCCAGAGUACUACGAGCGGAGUGGCCAUGUUUCAGAUGCUCCUAUCAGAUUUCCAAGUCAAGAAAGGCACAGCUUAGACCAAAAUGAAUUUGUUGUAGACCAAAAUUUGUUUCCACCAGACUCGUACUUAACAGAAGAGGCAGGUUCAAAUCUUGGUACGGAUACAAUCGAAGUCAUUUCUUAUGAGACGCAAGAUGUAAACACAAGAGUUAGUUCUGAGGAAACAACACUUAUGAAUGAGUUUUUGAGUAGGCGACAUGAUUCUGUAGUCUCAGAACAAGGGAGCGUUACUCAAACUGCAAAGGACGAUGCUCAACCUGGUGUUGUAUACCCAGAACAGAAAGAGGGUAGCUCUGAGGGCUUAGAAGAAACAGAAGAUAUUAAUGAACCUGAACCUUCUAGGACUCAAGGAAAAAAAUCAGUGUUCUCAGAUAGUAAUCGAAAAAGUUCAUUCCCAACUGCAAAAGAUGAAGAGCCCCAUGGUGUUCUAUACCCAGAACAAAGUGCGGCCCUCUUUGAGGGCUCAGAAAUAAAAGACAAAAGUCAUGAGCAAGCAUUAGAGCAUUCUGGGACAGAACGACGAAGUACAGCUAGACCAGAUAGUGCCUUGGGAACAUUUUCAUUACCAUCUACCUCUAAUCGAAACAGUUUAACACUCCGAAAGGAAUCUUCUAGUUUUGUCAAGGCCGCCAAGAUUCACGUGACAACUGACGAAGCCCCGUUGAUAACAAUAUUUGGACAAAGUAUAGUGGUACCCGAGUUGACGAUUUCUACUAAGACUUUUCAAUUCGACUCUGAGCAUUCGGUAAAAAGCCGGAAAGGUUCUGAGGUAACGUCCAAAAGAAACUCUGUGCGUUCAGAGUCAGGCUCAAUCAGCAUGAAAAAAUCUAGUCUCCAAUUUUCUGAGCAUCCACAACCUUCUCGUGACAACUCUUCACCUACUGAGGAAAAAAUGUAUAAACAUGUCGAGCGCAAUGAUGCCGAGUACGAAGAAGACGAUCCCCAACCUUAAUCAUGAAAUUUCUACAAAUUGACAUGAAAAUCUCAUUAGCCUUGUUGGAAGAAACUCCUGACAGCGUAGAAGGGCUCAAUAUUAUUGGAUCUCUUUAUAUAAAACAAGAAUGUUAUUUCGAUCAUUGAUUCAGACUCGUGCGGGAAGAAAAAAAAACGUGAAUAAUGAAAUGAUAUUUUUGCAACAUU